Dreissena polymorpha is the source of this 1215-nucleotide messenger RNA. RefSeq lists its product as uncharacterized. The transcript is spliced from 4 exons. Lineage: Eukaryota; Metazoa; Mollusca; Bivalvia; Myida; Dreissenidae. The coding region runs from base 29 to 733 and encodes 234 amino acids. The record is from RefSeq and is a predicted model, not a curated record.
UUAUGUCUCACUCGUAUUAAAUACGUACAUGUAUUUGUUAUUGCUUAAUAUACGUUUCGCUCAUCAAACGGACUUAUUAAAAACUGGAAUGAUUUUAUUAGCAUUUGUUCUUUCCUCGCUGCUAGAAAGCGCGUUGUGUGCAGAGAAGUGCGUGUACAACAUGACGUCACAGACCGGUAUGAGCAUUACGAGGCACGAGACAACCGUGUACUGUGAGGACGGAUGUUGUGCAACCGCAGAGCUGCCGAGCAAGUGCUGCGAACCGAAGGAAUGGAACUCCUGGAUGAUGGCGACGUUCGUGCUCGGCGGUUCACUCGUCGUCGUCAUCAGUGUCGUGAUCGUCGGCGUCAUCGUCAAGAAGAAGACGCGCAAGAAGGAGCGCGUGGGCACGGCUGACGGAAAAGCUCCAAUACACGACAUAUCUCGAUUCUACAAGGACACACAUGGCGUCACACAUGACGUAAGACCUCCUCAAUACGAUGACUUUAUGAUGUAUCCUCGGGAUAACCAUGAUAAUGACGUCCCAGGUAACGUUUUUCCUCGUGCUGACCAUUUUGAUUACGUAACGUUUCCAUGUGCUGACAAGGAUGAUGACGUAAUGGGUCACGUGAAUCCUCGCGCAGAUCAAGACAUUGAGGUCCCUACUAUCAUUGAUGCGAACGCCCAAAACAUGCCACGUGAUAAAACGAGUCCACAGAUCCCGGACUAUAUGUUGGUUCUGGACAAAAACUAGGCUUGGCGAAGGAUUUUGUUAGGGGUGGUCCACUGGAAUGAAUAAAUAUUUGAACCGCGUCUUGCGAAAAUGCGUCUUAUUCCAUAUGAGUCUAGCGAUCGCGCAGUCUGAUCAGGAGCCACCCUGUCCGCUAUGGAGACCAGGAAACAUUGUGUGACCUUAAAGCGGACAGCGUAGCUUCUGACUAGACUGCGCAAAGGCACAUGCUGGCCGUGGCAUUAGACACAUUUUCGCAUGAUGCAGAUGAUUUUAUCUAUAUUUUGACAUGUUUUGUAUAAAAUUAUGUAAUUUGUUACUUGACUUGAUUAAAACCCACUCGAUUUUCAUGUAGUUGAAUUAUUCCUUGUUUCAACAAUUUCUGCACCAUAAUAACUACUUGUAAAUGACCUUUAUAUGCACAUAGGGACAAGUUUCUCGUCAUAAGUUACAUAAAAUAAUGCGUUUUUUUUUUUACUUUUUAUUGGUGUAGAUCUAUUUCUUCA